AGAGUAUUUUAGCACUUCAGUUUGGGCGGAUUAAUCUGUCACUUUAACUUAAAUCUCGCUCCCAAAAAGUAUAAGAGGUAGGAGGAUUUUCCCAAGUUUUGUAAGAGCUCUCCUUUGAAAACUGUCCAUUAUGUAAUUCCCCUUCUUACACACUUCAUUAACAUAUAUACAUCAUCCCAUCCUAAAAUCUGUUUUCGGUCUAUUCCCACUGCUGAGGACAAAUAAACUAACGAAAUGUCUGCCUAUUACUACAAUUUAUAGAAAUUCUGCGGCGUUUGACCUUGAGCAGCCUAAUUCGGUAGCGUACGUUACAACGUGGUAAUAACAAAUGUCUUGGUUAUUCGGUUUCGGGAAACAAAAUUCGAAAGACUUCGAUAUUCCUAUUGAUGCUCCUACCCCUCCUGCUCCACCUCCCAGUUCAAAAGACAAAAGUCCUGGUGGCGAUACAGUUUCUGCUUAUCGAUUUGAUUCUGCCGCACUAGAAAGAGCUGCUAAGGCAGCCAAAGAGCUCGAACGAUCAAAACAUGCUAAGGAGGCCUUUAAUUUGUCUCAAAAGCAUGAAGAAACAUUACAGAUGGAGUAUCAGUCAAAAAUGAAGGAGUAUGAACUUGGACUAGAGCAGAUAAAGAUACAGCAGUAUAGAGCGCAACAGGAAGAACGGAGAAAAACCCUGGAAGAAGAAGCAAGAAUACAAAAACAGAGAGCUGAUUAUCAAGAUAUGCUUGCGCGGAAGCGUCAGGAAGACCAAGUAGCCUUGCAGGCUAAAGCUCAGGCUGAAAGUCUUAGGAAACAAGAAGAAUCUGUACAGAAACAGGAGGCUAUGCGAAGAGCGACAAUUGAAUUUGAAUCUGAUCUGCGCCAUAAAAAUGAAAUGAAGCAAAUAGAAGCCAAGAUCAGGGGCGAAGCUGAAGUUGAACGCGAAAAUCGUGAGAUACGGCUAGAACGCGCCCGUGUAGAUGCCCGCGAGUAUCGACAGACGGUUUUAGAAUCCAUUACUACUGCUGGUUCUGUCAUCGGCAGUGGCAUCAGCAGUUUUCUUUCGGAACCGGACAAGGUUGCCACAGUAAUUGGUUCAUUAACUUUGUUGGCUGGCGGUGUUUACGGGGCUAAAUAUGGGAUUGGAACAUUUACCAGAGUUGUUGAGUCUCGGAUAGGUAAACCUGCACUUGUUCGUGAAACAUCUCGGAUUAAUGCUGUGGACAGCUUCCGCCACCCUGUUAAGACAGUCAAGACGAUUUUCCAGCGUCCUACAGAUCCACUAGAUGGGAUAAUUUUGCGACCUGAAUUGGAAGCGUCUUUAAGAAAAAUAGCCAUAGCAACACGACAUACUAAAGCAAAUAGUGGCUUUUAUCGAAACGUUCUGAUGGCAGGUCCACCCGGUACUGGAAAGACAAUGUUUGCCAAGAGUUUAGCAAUGCAUUCUGGCAUGGACUAUGCUAUUUUGACUGGUGGAGAUAUCGCACCUAUGGGAAAUGAAGGAGUAACUGCAGUCCAUAAGGUUUUCGACUGGGCCAAAACUAGUCGGAAAGGAGUUCUACUAUUUGUGGAUGAAGCGGAUGCAUUUCUUCGAAAAAGAGAACAAGAAAGAAUAAGUGAAGGUAUUCGAGCAACUUUGAAUGCUUUCUUGUACAGAACUGGAGAACAAUCAAAGAAGUUUAUGUUAGUUCUAGCAAGUAAUCAACCAGAACAGUUUGACUGGGCAAUUAAUGAUCGUAUGGAUGAAAUUGUUCAGUUCACAUUGCCUGGUUUAGAAGAACGUGAACGACUUGUCCGACACUACUUUGAUCUUUUCCUUCUUCAACCUUCACUAACCAAGAGUCAUCGUAUUCGUCUAGCUGAAGACAUAAACUAUGCUGUGAAAUGUGCAGAUGUCGCAAAGAGGACUGAAGGUCUUUCUGGACGUGAAAUUUCCAAGAUUGCAGUUGGUUGGCAGACAGCUGCUUACUCUAGUGAAGAUGGUGUUUUAACAGAAAGUAUGAUGGAUGCUGUUGUUGAUAGUGCAGUAGCAGCUAAUCGUCAGAAGCAGGAAUGGAGACAUCAUAAACUUCCUGAUAGUGUGGAAGCUAUUCCGACAUAACUUCGACACAUAUGCACACACACACAACAGAAGGGCUGUAUUUUGCAUUAAACACUACAUCAUGUUCCCUUGUUGUACAUUGAUUUUAAUUCUCUUUUUAUCAAAUAAGUAGACUUUUUCAGAUAAAUGUAUGUAGUUUUUACAGUACACUCUAGUGAUCAAUACAGAAUAAUAUCGAAGUCAUCGUUUUUGUUGCCAUUGUUAUAAGUAAUUGUGCACAUUUAGCUACUGAAGUGAGGCAUUUAUUUUUCAGUUUAACAUAGUGCUAGGACGGAACGCCUAUCGUUGGCAAUCGUAAAGUCAUGAUUGGAAAGUUUUCGAUUGAGUUAUUUUCGGAGAGUCCUUAAGGUCAAGUAAUCAAUCAGAUAUUGAUUAUCUAUAUAUGGUUUAAAUUUCUGAAGAUGUGUAAAUGACAUAUAUCCUGUAUUUUGAAUAAAGUUGUCGCAG
Molecule: messenger RNA, 2524 nt
Organism: Trichobilharzia regenti
Lineage: Eukaryota; Metazoa; Platyhelminthes; Trematoda; Strigeidida; Schistosomatidae
Source: the annotation of a GenBank genome assembly